AAUAAAUUGCAUCCAAUGAAAACGAAGUGUGUAUGAUUUGAAUUUGUGCAACGGACGUGUAUUGAUUGGGGGUUAUGAUGUUGUGAAGGCUGUGAUAAUUGUGUUUGGAAGUGAAAGGCGUUGAUAACAAGUUAUAUAUUUUACUGUUGUAACGUUAUAAAAAUGUCAGCCGAAAUAAAAGUUGCCAUUAAAGUCCGCAAUUUAAUAGAGAGAGAAGAAUCGGAAGGUUUAAUUAUUCAGUGGGAAGUAAAAAAUAAUUCAAUCUUCCAAAAAGAUAGUGCUGGAAAAUUAAAGGAGUGUUAUUUAUUUGAUCAUGUCUUUGAUCCCAGAAUUAAGAAUUUUGAAGUAUUUAACACAAUAGCAAGACCAAUAGUUGAUUCGUCUGUGGGAGGCUUUAAUGGUACCAUAUUUGCAUAUGGACAGACUUCAUCAGGAAAAACUUAUACUAUGAUGGGAAGUCCAGAUGAGCCUGGUAUUAUUCCACUGACAAUUCAGUACAUAUUUGAAGCUGUAAACAAAGUAAAAGGACGUGAAUUCUUGCUCAGGGCAUCUUACAUCGAAAUUUAUAAUGAGAAAGUAAAUGACUUACUUGAAAAAGGUAAAACUGGACUGAAACUCCGUGAAGUGGAAGGUAGUGUCAUAAUUUGUGGUCUAAAAGAGGAAGUAGUUCAUACUCCGGAGAAGUUUAUGCACCUGAUGAAGAGAGGAGAAAAUAUUCGGCGUUUUGGGGAAACAAACAUGAAUGAAAGAAGUUCUCGAUCACACACAAUUUUUCGAAUUAUUAUUGAAAGCCGUGUACCCAAUGAGGGGGAGAAUGGUGCCGUUCAGGUGUCGCAUUUGAAUCUGGUGGACUUGGCUGGUUCCGAACGAGUUGAUCAGACGGGGUCAAAGGGUGAUCGGCUUAAAGAAGGCUGCUCUAUCAACCGUUCGCUCUUCAUGUUGAGUCAUGUUAUUUCGCAGCUGAGCGAGGGACAAGAUCAAUACGUGAGCUUCCGAGACAGCAAACUUACGAGAAUACUUCAGUCGUCGCUUGGGGGGAAUGCACAUACUGCUAUCAUUUGUGCAGUUACUCCAGCUUCUAUAGAGCAAACUGCAAGCACACUUGGUUUUGCAUCAAGAGCAAUUCGUGUCAAGAAUAAACCACAGGUUAAUGAAGUGUUAUCUGAUGCAGCGUUACUCAGACGCUAUGCUCGACAGAUUACUAAAUUACAGACUGAACUGGAAAAAACAAAAAACACAAACAGAAUCGAUGAAGUAGAAGAAAUAGAAAGCAAACUGCAAGAGCAACAGCGACACAACGAACUUCUACAGGAACGAAUAGACCUUCUAAAAGAGAAGCUGAUUGGAUGCGCUGCAACUGACACUAUAGCCAUGGAUAAAAGAAGAGAACUUCGAAGGAGGACUUGGUGUGGUCGCGCUUCUCGAAAAUCUGUAUUUCCUAAUAUGCCCCUUGAAACCGUCGAUGAAGGGGCAACAAGCAUGUUGCCAGUCUUCAAACAAGAAUAUCUGUCUUCUUCAAUACAGGAGCUGACAGGCAAUACAUUCUUCGAAACGCCAUUAGAAGAAUUUGAAUUGCAGCUAAUGCAUGCCGAAAGUAGAUUGUCUCAAGACAGUAUCGUAUCACCUGAACGUCCAUCUUGUAAUAUCACAGUUCGUAAGGGUAAAAAACAGCAUGUCACGUUUGAAGACCAAGCUGAGUACACUGGAUAUCAAUCCAAGGACACAGUAGAAAUGGGUUCCCAAACAGAUGCUUUUCCCAUAAAUUUUUCCAGCCAUUCAACUGACACACUACAAAGUAAUUUUAAUGAAACGCCCCCUCGUGUUCUGAGGGAACGUAUCAAACACUAUCAAAAGGAAUACGAUGAGCUCCGAGACUUUACAGUCCUUGAGAAGCAGAUAUACAAUGUUGGCUCUUACAAAGAGUUAAAUCAACUUGAAACGGAGAAUAGACACCUGCAAAAGUCCAUCGGUGAUCUGGAGGCAAUGAUUCUCGAUGUGAACUGCACCAACUCUAAACUUUCUGGCGAAAACAAGUCCUUGAAAGAGAGACUUGAGAAAGAGUCAGAAAAAUGUAAUGAUUUGACAGGCCAUUUUCAGACAUUACAUGAAACGGAAGCAGCGUUAUCAGAAAGGUCGCAAGAAAUGGUAACUUUGAAGAAGCAGUUGAAUAUGGCAAACCAGAGAAUAAAACAUUUGGAAAAUGAGAAGAAUGAUUUUGAUAUGAUACGAGAACUGGCCGAAGGAAAUUUAAAAAGGAGGAAUGAGGAAUUAACUCACAGCUUGGAGGAUGCAUUGAUGAAACUAAAAGAACUCCAUCAAAGUGGCAGUAAUGUAUUAACAGACGACAUGAAUAAACAUAUCCAGACCUCGAAAGAAGAGGAUGAUCAUGUCGCAGAACUGAAACACAACAGCGAAGAAUUGACCGGGAUAAGUACGUGUACUGUUGAUCUAAACAAAUUACAAGAUGAAAUGAAGGUCUUGAGGGAAGAGAAUUCUAUGUACAUUCAGGAAUUGAAGGAAAAGAAUACAUACCUAGAACAGCUGAAACAAGAAAAUGAACAGCUAAAAGUGAAUGACUUAAGCGCACACUUGGACAGUGCGAAAGAGGAGUUGAAUUCACUGCAGGAAAUCAAUUUAUUGUACGUUGGACAGCUAAAGGAAAAAGAUGAACAUCUUGAAAUGCUGACAAAACUGAUCGAAGAACUAAAUUCUGAGAAAGCAGAAAGUGUAAAGGACAUUCAUGACUCAAAAGAAAAUAAUGUUUGUCAGGUGGAACAAAAUGGAAAUUUUGCAGAAAUUGGCACGUGCACAAGUGAUUUUGUAGCACAGGAAGACGAUUCAGUGUAUGGAGGACACCGUGCAUAUGUUGAACAACUGGUGGAAAAGGAUAAUUAUCUUGAAAUCGCGAAACAAAGUAUUGAAGACCAGGAUUCUGUAAAAGAUGCUGACUUGAAGGAUGUAGAACAGUUGCAGGACGAGAUUAGAUGUCUUGAACUGCUGAAAAUGGAUAAUGAACAGCUGAAGGAACAAAAUUUGUUGUACAUUGAACAGUUGAAAGAAAAGGAUAGAAGUCUUGAAAUAUUGAAGCAUCAGAUUGAAGAUUUGAAUUCCGUAAAAAUAGCUAAUUUAAAAUAUGUUGAUGAAUUGGAAGAGAUUGAUUUUACUGGGCACAAAGAAAUUAUUUCGCUCGAGGAAGAUAAUUCUAUGUGCAUUGAGAAACCAAAGGAAAGGGAUGAUUAUCUUAAAAUGCUGACACGACAAAUUGACGGUUCAGAUCCUGUAAAGAAAUAUAAUUUCAACUACAAUGAACAAUUGCAAAAGAAGGAAAAAUGUCCUGAGGUGAUGCUUCAACAAAAUGAACUACAGGGAACAAACACAGAAGGGCUGAGCGGCGUGCAAGAUGACACAAAGUCUGAGGAAGGGGAUAAUUCCCUUCAUACACUGACACAACAGACCAGAGACUCGGAUUCUGCGAAAGAAGCUAAUUUUAAAUGCUUCGAACAACUGCAGGAUACAUGCCUUGGACAGUUGACACAAGAAUUUGAAGAGCUGAAGGGAAGUUUAUUAAACACUCAGGAGAUGAGUAGCAUUCGAGAUGAAGUGAAGUCUGUGGUUGAAAAUAAUUUGACAGGUAAUGAACAAUUGAAAGUAAAGGAUGAAUGCCUCGAAUUGCCGGAAAAGAAGAUUGACCAAAAUAUAGAACUAAGUAUUACAGAAAGGAAACGGAAUGAAGAAAAUUUGUUCCAUGCUGAACAGUCGAGGGAAAUCAGUAACCAUAAUGAAAUGCUGAAACAUCAUAUUGAAGACUUGGACUGUAUGAAAGUAGCUCAUAUCAAAUGCAUUAAUGAACUGAAGGAAAAAAUUAUCAGUUUGCACAAGGAAAUAAAUAUGUUGAAAGAUGAGAAUUCUGUGUAUAUUAAACAGCUGAGAGAAAAAGAUGACUAUCUUCAAGUUCUGACGCAACAGAUCGAAGAACUGAAUUCAACAAGAGAAUCUGAUUUGAAGUGCUCUGAUGAAUUUAAAGAGAAUAAUAUUAAACAGCAGGAUGAAAUUGUUUUCCUAAAGGAAGAGAUUUCCAGCUACCUUGAACAGUUAAAGGAAAGAGAUAAUCAUUUUCAAACACUAAAACAGCAGAUUGAGGACAUGAAUUCUGUAAAAGAAUUUAAUCUGAAAUGUAUUGAUGAAUUGAACUUAAAUAAUAUCAGAUUGCAGGAAAAAAUUAAUUGUCUGAACGAAGAGAAUUCAAUGUACAAGGAACAAAUUAUGGAAAAGGAUAAUAAUCUUGAAACGCUGCAUCAGCAGAUUAGUGCCAUAGGCUUUGUAAAAGAAGCAAAUAUCAAGCAAAUUAAUGAAUUGAAAGAUUUCAAUGUGUCUGUGCAAGAAGAAAUGUAUUCCAUGAAAAACGAGAAUUCUACGUACAUUAAACAGUUGAAGGAAAAAGAUAAUAAUCUUGAAGCACAAAAACAACAAAUUGAAGACUUGAAUUCUGUAAAAGAAGAUAAUUUGAAGUCUGUUGAUGAAUUGAGAAAGAGUAAUGUCGGAAUGCAGGAGGAAAUUGAUUCCUUGAAGAAAGAAAUUUCUAUGUACAGUGAACAACUGGCAGAGAAGGAUAAUUAUAUUGAAACACUGAAACAAGAGUUGAAGGCCCUGGACAAUGUAAAAGAAAUUAAUAUCAAAUACACUGACGACUUGAAACAGAAUUACGUCAAUGUACAGGAUGAAAUUAUGUCUCUGAAAGAAGAAAACUCUACGUACAUUAAACAGUUGAAGGAAAAAGAUAAUAAUCUUGAAGCACAUAAACAACAAAUUGAAGACUUGAAUUCUGUAAAAGAAGAUAAUUUGAAGUCUGUUGAUGAAUUGAGAAAGAGUAAUGUCGGAAUGCAGGAGGAAAUUGAUUCCUUGAAGAAAGAAAUUUCUAUGUACAGUGAACAACUGGCAGAGAAGGAUAAUUACCUUGAAACACUGAAACAAGAGUUGAAAGCCCUGGACAAUGUAAAAGAAAUUAAUAUCAAAUACACUGACGACUUGAAACAGAAUUACGUCAAUGUACAGGAUGAAAUUAUGUCUCUGAAGGAAGAAAAUUCUGCGUUCAUUAAACAGUUGAAGGAAAAAGAUAAUUAUUUUCAAACAUUAAAGCAACAAAUUGAAGACUUGGUUUCUGUAAAGGAAGCUAAUUUGAAAUAUAUUCAACAACUUGAAAAGGAUAAAUAUGCUGAAGUCUUCAGAACUGAUAAUAAUGAAAGAAGCUAUGAUAAUGGUGUUUUUACAGCAGAAGUAGAUCACUGCAGGAAGGAACUUCCAGCUGAAUCGAGCGUAAUUGAUAAGAGCAUUUCAGACAUGUCCUAUGAGAUAGCAUCAUGCCGAAGGGCCAUACUGAAAGAGAUCAGAUGUCUUAAACCCAAUUAUGAUGUAGAGUCUGUAAGUCAGGUUUGUCUUACAAAGUUAUUGAAAAUAUUACUGAAAGUUGUAAUGGAGAAGGAAGAGGAAGUGCUGCACGUGUUCCAAGUGCAGAUGGAUGAAGUGUGCGCUAAGGCCAGUGACUAUGAAAGGGAGUAUGCUGAUAAAGACAGACGCAAAGAUUGCUGGGUUAGAGAGCUUGAGACAGAAGUUGAACGUCUUCAGGCAGAACUGACCAGGAUUGAAGAAGAAAAUAAGGCAUUGAAAAUGGAUGAUCAUUUAGAUUACAUUAAAAUCUUAGAGCAAGAGAAAGCUGAUUUAAUAAAGACAGUGAGACAGUCUGACAGUGACUUGGCAAUCGUCCAAAUAGAGGUGAAUAGUAUGAAUGAGAAGAUGAAAUCUUGUGACAAAGACGUGGCUAAAAAGAUGGAGGAUCUAGAAUUUCUUGUGGAAGAGAAAGAUUCCCUGAUAUGCCAGCUAAAGGAGGAACUCGAAAGUCAAUUAAAGAAGCAGGCGGACGUGGCGGUAUUAAGAAAAGAAAUUUUUGGCUUGGAAGAAAGCAAUGCUGUGCUUAACGAAAAACUGGAGAAGAGGAAUAAUGACAGUAGUUUGUUAUUAGAAAAGUUGGAGGAGCUUCAGUGUGCUGUGUUGUCGGAGAAGAAUAAAACACAGGACGUAAUGGCAAAAUUGGGUUCGUUAGAAACGGAGUUGAAGUCGUUGUCCAGGAAGAACUGUGACCUGAUAGAAGAAAUGAAUGCUAACAAAGAAGUUCAUUCGAUUUUAUUGAAAGAGAAGGAAUGCAGUUCUGAAAUGACGUUAAAUCUUAAAAGAGUUACAGAAGAUUUAGCAACGAAGCAAGAUGAACUAAAUUCAGAGAGAAAUCUCCGAUGCCAGCUUGAAAAGGAUGUGGCCAUUGUAGUUAAAAUGAGGGAAGAAAGUGGUCAGUUACAGAUGCUACAGCUGGAGGACGGGCUACAGAAACAAAAAGAAUUAGCUAUGAAAAAUGAGAAUUUGGCUGUUUACAUUACAGAACUUAAAGAUGAAGUUAAGAAACUUAGAGAUGAAAACGUAAGUUUAAGAGCAUCUUUUGAAACAUUAGUUGCUGAGAAAGAUGGCAUAAAUAGUGAAAUAGACGAUUUGAAAAAACAAUUGGUUAUGUGCCUGCAGGAAAAGGCUUCUUUGGCUGCAGAUUUCGUUCGUUUGCAAAAAUACGUGCAACAGCAGCAAGACGCACUUCGCAAUGAAAAUAGGAGUUCAAUUGACGAGACAGAUAAUUGCGCCCAGAAUCUGCAUUCAGAAAGCCAGUCGCUUAGUGCGAGACUGGCUGACGGGAUGGCACAUGAAAAUUCUGAGACCGAAUUAAAGAAACUAAAAGAAAAGCUGGAAAUCUGCAUGAAAGAAAAACUUGCUCUGGACGAUGAAAAUGAGCUUCUGGUGACUCGAAUCCGCGGCCUUGAGAACAUGCUGGAAACAUAUUGUGUGAUUAACAACGGUUUGGAAAAAUCUAAGGGAGUUCUAGAAGAAGAUAAAAGGAGACUUCUGUCAGAGCUUAGUGAUUCACACAGAAGACUUUCGGAUGCUGAGAGUGAAAUACGGGAAUUAAAAUUAAAAUCUCCUGCUCUAAAGGAUGGCAGUGUUUCACAAGAAAAUAGUAUCCUUCAUUGCAGUGUAAAAGAACUUCAAACAGAAAAUGAAAGUCUUCGAAAUAGAAAUGAAUUAUUGUUUCAAAAAAAUCAAAGUGCCAACCAAAAUAUUGCUGCACUUCAUGCGCAGUAUAGACAAUUAGAGACACACCUGGCACAGAGGACACAUGUUGCGAAAUUAUCUGUGGCUACCAACACCGAUAUUUCAGGCUCUUGCCAGUGCAAGGAAUUGGGAAAACAAGUCCAGGAACUGAAAGUCAUAAAUGCGGAGAGGAAUAAUAGAAUUGGGAUUUUGGAACUGCAGGUUAAAGCAGAAGAUUUUCCACAUCGGCAGAAAGUCAAAGAAUUGCAAGAUAGUCUUUCGUUCUACCAGAGCAAGAACAUGGAGCUUAAGACAGACUUACGCCGGUUGCACAAAAUUUUAAAACAUUCAGAACAAAUCUGCGACAGCUGUAGAAAGCGAAAUUCUGUCAAACCGAAACACGUCGCUAUACAAACGGAUGAAGUCAAGGAUGAAGAUUUCUCAAUGGCUGGCGGUGGUGGAAGCGGAAUUAUAAGGGAGGACCAACUGAUGAAGAUGCGAAUUAGGAUCCGUGAACUGGAAAGCAAGAAUGAAAUGCUCAAGGAAUUAUGCAGAUCAAGACGGCAACGAAUUUUAGAGCUGGAAGAGAUGCUGGAGGUUCAUCUUAGAUCGCGCGACAAGAAGAAAGAGCAUGUAUCAGAAUUGAGAGACGUGCAGGUAGUCGAGAGACCGAGUAAUCGUGCCGAUUCAUUGAGAGACGCGGGACAGGUACAACGCAGCCAGGAGUUCGGCAGCGGUCCGGUUAAUGUCGCGGCUGGUAAUAAAGAGAACUUCCUAGAGAGUCACAAAGCCCUAAUGAGACAGAGGAGAAAUAUGUACAGCAAGAACUAUAAACCUGAUGUACGAAGGCCCUUGAACGAGAAUAUCUCAGGUAUUCAAGAUUCGGACAUUUCUUUCGAGGAUUAAAUAUUAAAGACCUACUUCUUAUGCAUUGACAUCUAACAUUUUCAUAAUUCUAAGUGAUAUCUUAACAUAUAUAUAUAUUUUAUGUACAGUUCUGUCAUUUUUUAUGUCUCAAAUAAAAAUUGGUUUUAGUGUUAAACUUCAUGCAUUUUCUCAACUAUUUCUUGGCUUAAAUUUUUGAGAAUGUGUAUGAGUGUUAUUGUUAUAUGGUGACUUGUUUCAACUCAUCUUCAGACUACAUGGUGCAAUAACCCAGAAGACAGCCAUGUUCUUAGUCAUUGCAAAGAGAACCUCAAAUCUAGUGUUUAACUAAGACAUUUGUACAGGUUAUCAGACAGUUGGAUGAAAUUUGUUGGAUUUUAUGAAGAUAUAACUAAGUGUUUUUUAUAUUUAUAGGCCCUCAGAUUCGAACUCUGGCUACUUGGAUUGCUUUCUGUGAAUCUAGAAUUUUUGUUACUUCACAUUCAUUUCUCAAGUUUAGUUUAUGUACGGCCUGCAGUUCAUUUAUCAACAGAUGGGGUACAUUUAUAUACUCUUUAUAUUAUUUAUUUAUAGUAACGGGAUCAUUGCUGAACAUUUAUUGCCCCAUACUACGCUCUUAGUUGUAAAGGGUUGGGUGGGGGUGGUCUUACGCCCGCAAUGCAUCGUCGUCAUUUGUUUCGCGUGUCCGUUCUAUGACGUCACUUCUUGUUAUGUGUUGUGCAGUGGUGGUUUGUCUGUUUGAUAACCUUCAAUAUUGCUUUACCCCACAAAAUAACAUGUGUUAAUUUUAUAUUAUAAAGACACUAAUGUACAGUAUAUAAUAGUGUAAUUAUUCUCUUGGUUUGCCCUUUAACAUUCUUGUUCCUCGCAUAGCAGUGGAUGGUACGUAAAUUCUAAUAUAUUUGAAACAAUGAUUGGUCGUGGCUUAUUUUAAGGCGUUGCAUCGGGGUUUGAAACAGCGGACAACUAAAAUACAAGAUGGUCGUAUUCUGGGUUGUAGCGCCAUGUAAAGUGGAAGAAGUUUGCCAGUGUUUCAGAGGUCCAUGCUACCUCCAUUAUCAGGGUGAUGACUCGUCUUCGGACUUACCGUCUUGAAAACUUCAAAUCCUGCCUUAUAAUUUCGAAUUUUUAAAUCAGGAACGCACUUUGACGUCUGCGUGUAUAGUGUCUGAUUUAGUUUUGAAUGCUAUAUAAAAAAUAUUUUUUUACUGUACGCCACUGGAUAUCAGUUGCAUUGGUUGACACUGACAUCUUCUGGCCUGAGGUUAAGACAAUGCGAUACGACCAAUCGCAUUUGGAGUCGUUGCGGAACCAGCGGGAGGGAUAGAUGUGUUUCUGCCUGCUUGCCUGUCCUGCAAUUUUUGUGUAUCGUGUAAUGUGUUAAUACAUCAUCCAGUAUCGUAAGUUGCAUCAACUAGACGAUUUGCAAGAAUUGUUUAUUUAUGGUUCAGGAACUCAUUAACAUUAGUUUGUUGUUACACCGAGUUGGACAUUUAGUUAAAAAGAUUUGUGUCCAUUUUGGCAUUUUUUUUGUCGUGAUACGAAACUAACAAAGUUCGUAGCUGUGUGUUAUGGCAGAAACAUGAAUAUUAAAACUAGCGUGAAUUGUAAUAUGCCCGAGAUUAUUAUAGAAAUGGUUUGUAAAGUUCGUAAUCAAGUUUCAUCAUCAGACGUUUCGGUUGGUUUGUCUGUUGCAAAUCAUAAAUUAUGUAAUUAAAGCUAUACGAUUAGUGUAAAUUAA
This is a messenger RNA of Zootermopsis nevadensis, 9748 nucleotides long. RefSeq lists its product as uncharacterized. Gene Ontology annotation, cellular component: microtubule. Gene Ontology annotation, molecular function: microtubule binding; microtubule motor activity; ATP binding. Gene Ontology annotation, biological process: microtubule-based movement; mitotic cell cycle. Lineage: Eukaryota; Metazoa; Arthropoda; Insecta; Blattodea; Termopsidae. The record is from RefSeq and is a predicted model, not a curated record.